GGUACAGUACCUAAAUAGCUUUGGGCAUUGGCAGUGGCAUUGCUAGCCAGGUACCGGUGGUACACCGGUACAGCUGUACUGGCUAGUGUGGUUCCAGUAAAGAGCAAAAUGUCGCCAUGCGGCAGCCGUUUCCAUUGUUCCAGUCACUUUAUUGUGGCAACGGUCAGAUUAUCGCGCAAACACCACAUUAUGCAGUGACAUCGGCGUUGCUCUUGCAUUCAUUUUGACACAGUGCACACUCCCCUCGUUACCCAAAGCCAACCACAUGGUCGAAGCAUCCUUUCCUUCAUCUUUUUAGGGCGAUCAUUACACAUAGUUUCCUAUCAACCAUUCUGCCAUCGGUUUUCAUUGGAUGGGCCAACCAUAAUUUGGUUUCGAGUCGGACGAAAGAAACUUCUGAUCUGAGUGAGAAAGGAAGAGGCGGGAAAGAAGUGUGGGUUUGACCUACCUGAGAUGAGGCGAGCAGUGGUGAAUCAACGACCAGUAUCAACCCAUGCAACGGUUGCCCAUCAAAAGCAGCAGAAUUUUGUUGCAGCUGUGGCCGUUGCUGAGGAUAAUGUGCGAGAUGGGAAAGUGACCUCUACGGGUACGCCUCAGUACUGCCGUCGCUCUAGCAGUAAAAAGGAAUCGACGAUCUCUUCCAUGAUACUACGGAUGGUACGCUUAGGAAGUGUGGCCGUGGUACUUCUCUAUGUAUGGUUGUCGUCGGGGGCCAUUGCUACAACUAUUUCAACCAAUUCGAGGGCCAACAGCAUCCAGCAGGAGUACGACGUUGCAUCGAAAGGAAAAGUCUCAAAGACGAGUGAGGGAACUUCUUAUUUUGAUGAGCAGGAACCGGUGCCACCAUCAGAAGUCUAUAAGGAGGCUUCCGUUGAUCAACGCCAAGACCGUUCAUCACAUUCGUCUUCCCUACAAGACGAACGCCGACAGCAGCAGCAGCAGCAUGAUAUGGAAGCCCGGUAUACGGUACAAUCAGCACAAACUCCUUCUAAGAACUUGGACAAAGAGGACGGCCAAUGCUCCCUCUAUUUGGCACCAAGUACAAUUCCAGGAGCCGGCUUGGGCAUGUUCAGUUCCGUCCAUAGAGCCGUGGGAGAACCCAUGGGAACAGGAGAAGUGAUUGUUCCACUGGUUGAACUGCAUUUCUACAGUGGACAAGCCGACUUGUUCAAUCCAUUCAGUGACUACUAUUGGAGAGGAAGAGAAAAGGGCUUGCAUGGGAUUGUCGCAGAACACCGAUCAAAUUCUCUACAGGGAUAUGUGCCCGGCGUCGAUGCCGCCAUCAAUUGCAACCUGGCACUCAUCAAUGUAGACAUGUCAGGGUCGCAAUUUGACGAUGGAAACCUCAGCCGAUACCAUCAUCCCAUGGCGGGUUCGAUGUCACCCUAUCACAGCACUCCCUCUCUGGUCAGGAUGGAUAUCCCCGCGGGAGGGGAACUCUUCAAGUUCUAUGGCGAUCAAUGGUUUGUGGCUCGUCAGGACAAGUUUGGACUCAUUCCGUUGUCCGACGAUUACCCAGUGGCACAAAACAUUAUCAACAAAUUCGAUAGGAUUCAGAAACGACACUUUCCAUCCAAUGAAAAACUGAAAGAGGAUCUUUGGUCGUUGGUUAAAGACGACAUUGGAAUGGCCGAAUGGGAAUCACGAAUAAUGAAUGCACUCCCACAAUCGGUAGGAGAUGCCCAAAAAGCGGCUCAGAAUGAGAUUGCUAGCUUGCAUCAGGCAAAAGCUGUUCGGUCUGUAGACUACCUUCGGCAGCACGGUAGAUGCGUCGAUUCCAUUCGUCCAGGGCCUUCAACAUUGCCGUCAAGACAGGGUGGUCGAGGUGCCUUUGCUAAACGAAACUAUGCCAAAGGUUCCAUUAUUACAGGAACACCUUUGAUUCAUGUUCCAAACAGGGAACUACUUACGAUGUUUCGCAUGGAACGCAACAACACCGACCCGGACACGGGAGAGGAGACUUGGCUUCGUCACGUCGACGAGAUUGUCAAUCAUCAAAUGAUGUUAAACUACUGCUAUGGCCACCAUCAAUCCACGAUGCUAUUGUGCCCGUAUGGCUCGGGUGUUAAUUAUAUCAACCACAACCAAACUCUUGCCAACGUGAGGAUUCAAUGGGCUCCCAAUGGAACUACAUCGCACAACUCCUCUUGGUUGACUGACAUACGUGUGGAAGACCUUGAAUGGGUUUACGACACUGGGCUGGCGUUUGACUACAUUGCCACGAAGGACAUUAAAGAAUCGGACGAGUUGUUCUUGGACUAUGGGGACGAGUUCGAGAAAGUAAUAGCAGAGCGCUUGGCAACAUGGCGCCCAGAAUCACAGCUUUCCUUCACUGCCAGUGACUUUUACCCAGCAGAGGCAUUCAAACGACACGCUAGCACGAAGGCAUUGCGCACCGAGAUGGAACAGAAGCAACUUCCUUAUCCUGACAAUAUAGAAAUCCGUUGUCACUCGGCCCUUGUGGACAGGUCAAGGAGGUCGCAACAACGCGAAAACGCGGACGAGUUCGAGUUUCAUUGGGACACCCGAGAAAUUGGCUUUCCGUGUCGCAUCCUGGAACGGAAAGAGGCAGAAGGGGACAUCCAUGAUGAGGCAGUGCAAGCAAUGGGCAGUCUCUACACGGUGGAACUGAAACUUCCACUGGAAGAGGUAGGCCUUCAGUACAAAAGUGACACUUUCACAUACGUGCAAAAGAAAGACGUUGCUCGAAGUGCUAUAUCAUUCUUCAACAAACCAUACACAACGGACUUGUUUCUGCCCAACACCUUUCGGAAAGAUAUUGGAAUUCCUGAUGACAUGUUUCCCUCCUUGUGGAAAAACAAGCUGCCAACGCAGCAAAAGGUACCAGACAAGCAAGUGGAUUUUCCAUAGCUGGCUUGACGGACUGUUGGUGUCCGCGGAAAGCAAUCUGCAAGCAUUGUGCACUACCCGAAGACGCUAUAUUCUAAGUGCUUCGGACAAAUGAUUUGGACGGGACGAAAGAACGCAGGAAGAUCUGACUGUAAUGAAUUUCUCUAAUGAUUCUAAUUAUUCUUAUGAUUGCUCUUUUUU
This is a messenger RNA of Seminavis robusta, 3051 nucleotides long. The record is from the annotation of a GenBank genome assembly. NCBI's taxonomy places the organism in Eukaryota, Bacillariophyta, Bacillariophyceae, Naviculales, Naviculaceae.